Siniperca chuatsi (mandarin fish) is the source of this 12814-nucleotide messenger RNA. RefSeq names its product nucleosome-remodeling factor subunit BPTF-like. Bases 231 to 9194 code for a protein of 2987 amino acids. Gene Ontology annotation, molecular function: zinc ion binding; RNA polymerase II cis-regulatory region sequence-specific DNA binding. Gene Ontology annotation, cellular component: NURF complex. NCBI's taxonomy places the organism in Eukaryota, Metazoa, Chordata, Actinopteri, Centrarchiformes, Sinipercidae. The record is from RefSeq and is a predicted model, not a curated record. Gene Ontology annotation, biological process: regulation of transcription by RNA polymerase II. The transcript has 36 exons.
UUCAACGGAGGGAGAGCUGAGAAGAAAAAUGGCGUCUAUAGGCGACCCAGAGCGGGACACCGGCCAUUCAGUUUGAGCUUUCCGCCCUGAAAUUGAGACCGGGGCUUGGUGGGGACAUAUCGGGAACCGUCACCAGAUCUGUUGGUUUUGUUCUCCCCCGCUUUUCUCCGGUGUGCACGGUUUAUUCCAGCACCGAGAUUGAAGCGGAACAGAAGAGACUCUCUCCUACAAUGAGGGGGAGAAGAGGAAGGCCGCCCAAACAAGCAGCCGUGAUGCGGGAAGGUUCGCCCGUGCCAGUCCGCGGCUCUCGGGGCGGCAGGAGUAGAGGGAUGCGUGGACGGGGAAGAGGCAGAGGACGGGGUCGGGGUCGGGGGGAAAGUGGCGGCGUUUGCGGCACUGGCUCUGCGGAGGUGGAUACAGAAAUCUCCGGCCGAGAGAACUUUCAUUCGUCCCGGGGCCGCAGGAAAGUUGGAGCCUCCACCACGGUGGCGGCCGCGGCAUCGCGGGGCAGAGGAGGCAGAGGGAGAGGCAGGGGGUCGAGAGGCAGCCGCGGCAGUAGAGGCGGAGUGAGGCGGCCUCAAACCAAGGUGGUGUACGACGACAACAGCGACGAGGAGGAUGAUAAUUUAAGCUACAGGUCAGACGAAGAUGAACUCCUGAACGACAACCCUUCGUCGGAUCUUGAAGAAGAGGAGGCCUUGGGUAACGACUCUGACUAUCUGGAGGAACUACCAGAUGAUGAUGAUGCCAGCUACUGUACCGAGAGUAGUUUAAGGAGCCACAGCACGCUCGGUAGCACCCCAGGCCGGAAAAGGAGUCGGGCAAUGCGACCGCGGUCUCCCAUCCUUGAGGCAAAGGACAUUCCUCCCCUGGAGCUUCCCAAGUCCUCUGAGGACCUCCUGGUUCCUACCUCACAGCUCCUCAAUGUGUCUGCUGUCUAUGAAGUCCUCCGCAACUUUGGCUCGGUGCUGCGGCUCUCCCCAUUCCGCUUUGAGGAUUUCUGCGCAGCAGUUGCCAGCCAGGAGCAGUGCACACUGCUGGCAGAAACCCACAUCUCCCUCCUCAAAGCUAUUCUCAGAGAGGAGGACACUUCCAACACCACGUUUGGUCCCACUGACGUGAAGGACUCUGUUAACUCCACCCUGUAUUUUGUGGAUGGUAUGACCUGGCCAGAGGUGGUGCGGGCAUACUGUGAGAGUGACCCGGAGUACCGGCACAUUCUACCUUUCCAGGAGAGUGAGGAUUACCCAUAUGAACCGUUGGAGAGCAAAAUCAAAGUUCUCCAGUUUUUGGUGGACCAGUUCCUGGCGACCAACAUUGCCCGGGAGGAGCUAAUGUCGGAAGGGGUGGUUGCAUAUGACGACCACUGCAGGGUAUGCCAUCGCCUUGGUGACCUGCUGUGCUGUGAGACAUGUUCAGCCGUUUACCAUCUUGAGUGUGUGAAGCCACCAUUGCAGGAAGUACCGGAGGACGAGUGGCAGUGUGAGGUGUGUGUGGCACACAAGGUACCCGGUGUGGCGGACUGCAUCCCAGAAGUGCAGAGAAGCAGACCAUUUAUUCGACAACUGCCAGUUGGCUAUGACCGACACCACCGCAAAUACUGGUUCCUUGACCGCCGCAUUGUCGUUGAGGAAGAUGGUGAGCAUGAGGACAAAGCCAUCUGGUACUACAGCACCAAGGUCCAGGUAGCUGAGCUCAUAGAUUGUUUGGAUAAGGAGUACUGGGAGUCCGACCUGUAUGCAGCGCUUGAGGAGAUAAGGGAUGAGGUGCACGCACAUAUGGACAUCACCGAGGACCUAACCAACAAGGCCCGUGGCAGCAACAAGUGUUUCCUCACUGCAGCCAAUGAGGAGAUCCUGGAGCGGUUGCGGGCUAAAAAGGAGGAGGAGCUGGAGGAGGUGAAGAAACGGGCUGCUGAGGAGGCCCAGAAAGCGCGGCUGGAGAAGGAGAAGAAGGAGGUGGAUGUGGAGAAGGAAGAUGAAGAAGCCAAGUUGAAGGAUGAGGGGCAGCAGGAGGGCAAGGUCAAAGCUCUGACAAAGGAGGAGGAGGAGACAAAAGAAGAGGCCACGGAAGAGAAAAGGGAUGGCAUCAAAACUGGAGUUGUUGAAGCUCCACCCACUGGCCAAGAAGGCAGUAGUGCCAGUAGCAUCUCAGAUGGACCUAUACUUCCAGCAACCUCUGCUUCAACACAAACCAUCCCCACUGCCGCGAGCUCUAGCCUGGCCACCGAGGCUCCAAAGACCACAGCCUCCACCGUAGAGGCUCUGAUAGAGGGAUGUUCCCAUAUGGAGGUCUCUAACAACACCAAAGCGGAAAACACAUCAUCAGAUUCUGUCCCUGUCAGUGGAGAUGGCAUCCUCAGCCUGAGCCAGCCUUCCCAGAUCAGCGAGGAGAACAGUAACAGCAGCAUGGGAGCUGUGGUCCCUCCCAGAGGACCUGAACCUCCAGACCUGGCUGACAAGUCCUCCCAGUCAUCCCUGGCCAGCUUUGAUGACACAGGGGACAGUAAAGACUUGGCCAACGGUGAGGCGACAGGUCUCAGUGGUAAGAAGUCUUCAGCGACUCGCAUGGUGACCCGGCUGAGGAACCCAGAGAGCAAACUUAGCCAGCUGAAGAACCAACAGGUGGCUGCUGCUGUUCACGAAGCCAACAAGGUCUUCAAAGAGGGCAAAGAGGUACUAGUUGUAAAUGCACAAGGUGACAUCACCCGUGUCAGCACACGCAGCAGCAAGGACGUGGUGAUGAAGGGGACACUCCAAUACUUCAAGCUUGGCCAGGAGGGGAAAUACCGCGUCUAUCAUAACCAGUACAGCUCCAAUGCCGUGGCCCUCAACAAGCACCAGCACAGAGAGGACCAUGACAAGAGGCGGCAUCUCUCCCACAAGUUCUGCAUGACACCAGCAGGAGAAUUCAAGUGGAAUGGGUCUAUUUAUGGCUCUAAGGUUCUAACCAUCUCCACACUGAGACUCACCAUCAUCCAGUUGGAGAACAAUGUUCCAGCACCGUUCAUGCACCCUAACUGGGCCUCACACAGGACUAAUUGGAUCAAAGCAGUUCAGAUGUGCAGUAAGGCCAGAGAGUUUGCGCUGGCUCUGGCCAUCUUGGAGUGUGCCAUCAAACCUGUGGCUAUGCUGCCUGUCUGGAAGGACUCACUGGGCCAUACAAGGUUAAACCGCAUGACAUCCAUGGAGCGUGAGGAGAAAGAGAAAGUGAAGAAGAGAGAGAAGAAGCUGGAGGAUGAGGAGACAAUGCAACAGGCCACCUGGGUCAAGUACACCUUUCCAAUUAAACACCAGGUGUGGAAGCAGAAAGGAGAAGAGUAUCGCGUUACGGGCUAUGGGGGCUGGAGUUGGAUCAGUAAGACUUAUGUACAGCGGUUUGUCCCCAGGCUUCCCGGCAACACCAACGCCAACUACCGCAAAGAACUGGAAGAUGCUAAACUUGGCAAGAAAUGUACCCUGCUGGACUUGAGUCGACGGCCCAGUGCAGCUGAACCAGAAGCUCAAGGAACUGCUGUCUUAAGCAGUGAGGCAAAAGAUCAAGACUCCUCUAGCCUCUCCAAGCCUGCAACAGAUCAUGUGAUGUCUGUUGAAGAUUUGGAGUCUAAUGAGAGGAUGGAAGAGGAAAAGAAAGAAGGGGUGCAUGAAAAAGAAAAGUCUGAUGAAUUGUCAGCAGAUGAAUCACCUGCAAAGAUGGAGGUGGACCCCACAGACUCAAGAUCAGAUGAAGAGCAAAGGUCCAGUAUUCAGGAGGAAAAGGCUUCCAUGAAAGAGGAGCCUACAGAGGGCCUUACACGACCCUUUAACUACGAUGUAGUGGAUGUCAGCAAGGGCUUCCUCACCCGCAUUGCCUACAAGAAGAAGGUCAGGUCCUCCAAGCUGGACAGCCUGCUGGAGCGACGAGUGAAGCAGCACAUCAUUGAAGAGAGGCAGAGGCAGCAGGUGUCUGCCUCCAAACCUCAGACUCCUACACCAGUUUCACCCCGCGCUCUGAACACUCCAGUCCGGCCAAGGUCACCACUGAAGCCCCAUACUCUCGCUCAGACACAGCUCGCACUGGGUGAAGCUGUGACAGUGGAGGAGAAAUCUUCCACAACACAAACUCCAGGGCCAGAAGAAGUUGGAGGACAAGAAGUUGAACGGGAGAGUCAGGUUGAACUCUCUAAGACUAUAAAUGUCACUCCUCCUUCUCCUGCUCCAGACUCUACACCCAAAGACAGUUGCAGUACAGGUAAAGGUGAAGAUUCAGCAUCACCACAAAACCAAAUCACCUCCAUGCCUGAGGAAUUGGAGGCAGACUUGGUGGAAAGGACUACUGGGUCAAAAGAAACUAAGUCAGACAGUUCAGGGCAAGAGGGUGUCAAACUGCCUAAUGUAGAAGAAACAGCAGGGGGAAUUCAUAGCUCUUUAGAGCAACAAACAGCCAGUGUACCAUCAGAUGUUACCAAGGCUUUACGUAUUGAAAAUACAGGGUCUGAGGUACUCGACUUGAACUUGGACUCUGUAAGGACAUCUACAAGUGUUCUUGACCAAAAAAGCAGUCAAAACACAUCUCCUUCUAAACUUAUUCAGCAAAACCCAGAAACUUUAAGCUCAGUGCAUUCAGGUACAGAGGAAAAUGGCAUGGGGCCAGAGGAGAACCAAGAAAAUAUGCAAGGCAUUGGACAAGGUAGAACCGAAGGCGAUAGCACUCCUGAGCCUGUUUGUCAUCUCCCUCAGGUAAAUGGUAAUGAUGGCUUGGGGAGUGAAAGCAUGUCGACUAACUCUAUUGUGAGCUCAGAUAAUGGCAUGCUUACCAACAGUCCGCAGCCCAAGGUGAACAGUGUUGGUAAAAUUGAAGAACAAGGGCUGGCUAGCUUGUUGAAGGGCAGCACACAGCAAAAGCCUUUAGUGAAUGGAGAUUUGGCCCCUGUAAAUGAUAGUACAGAGGUUGGGGGCAAGCAACCAAGCCUAGCUUCUAAGGUAGAGGUAGAGAGCAAGACAACGAUUUUGGACCAGGACUACAAACCUCCACUGAAGAUGAUGAGGCUGGAGAACAACAUAAAUGCACUUGGAGCUAAUACUCAGAGCACUCUACAGUAUAACAGCACAUCACCAUUUCAGUCUGCAGAGACCAAACCCAGUCCUGUGGUCAAGAUCAUCAGGAUGGCACCGUCUCCUAUACCUUCAGCUGAGGAGUCCAGUCUGAGCGACGACUUUGCAGAGGAGAAUAGUAACAGCGUGACGACAGACCCACUCAAGACCAUCAUCACCCAGGUAACCACAACCACCACCACAGUAGUUUCCACAGAGAUGAGGAUGGCCAAAUUGCUGUCGAAUACAUCUAGAGAGAUGACAACGCCUGUGGUGUCGACAACAGAAAGCAGUGCAGUGUCCACCCUUACUACCAUGACCAAAACAACUGUGACCAAAAUCUGUUCCUCCGGGCUUGAUGGUCAGUCAGAGGACAGCCAGAGUGAAAUAGUGACACAAGAACAGAAGACGGCGCUCUCAGCCUCCAUCAGUAAGUCCACAACUGACACAAGUGGUGAAACCUCAGUGUCAUCUGUUACUGUGAGCCAAGAGGACUAUUCUUCAACAAAGGGUCGCGUCCGCCUCCUCAAGUUCUCCCGCACCAAGAAGACACGCUCAGACACCGCCCUUCCUUCUUACCGCAAGUUUGUCACCAAGAGCAACCGCAAGAGUAUUUUUGUACUGCCACAUGAUGACAUUAAGGUGCUGGGGAGGCGAGGUGGAUUCCGUGAGGUGCCCAUAUUUAGCUACAAUGCCAAGCCAGCAUCGGAUAUCUGGCCAUAUCCCUCACCAAGGCCCACGUUUGGCAUCACCUGGAGGUAUCGCCUGCAGACGGUGAAGUCUCUGGCUGGUGUGAGCCUGAUGCUGAGACUCCUGUGGGCCUGUCUGAGAUGGGACGACAUGGCCGUCAAACCAUCCGCUGCUGUCGGCACCACACGUACAGAAACAUCAGAUACUGAAAUCACCACCACUGAGAUCAUCAAGCGCCGUGACGUGGGACCCUAUGGCAUUCGCUCAGAGUACUGCAUCCGCAAAAUCAUCUGCCCCCUUGGAGUGCCUGAGACUCCGAAAGAAACCCACACCCCUCAGAGGAAGGGGCUGCGCUCCAGCGCCUUGCGCCCCAAGAAGCCUGAGCCCGCCAAACAGACGGGCCCAGUGGUGAUCGAGACCUGGGUGGCUGAGGAGGAGCUGGACCUCUGGGAGAUCAGAGCCUUCUCAGAAAGGGUGGAGAAAGAGAAAGCCCAGGCAGCAGAGCAGGCCAAGAAACGCCUGGAGCAGAAGCCAGGAUCGGUCACAGCUACCCCAACGGGGACUCCCACAACACCUGCCGCCACGCCCAAAGUUAUUGUCGGUUCACUGUCAGGCCAGGGCACCCCCAGCACCAAGGUGGUACUGUCCACCAAGAUGGGCACCCCCGUCACAUUCCAGCAGAACAAGAACUUCCAGCAGUCGUUCGCCACCUGGGUCAAACAGGGUCAAAGCACACAAGGAGCGGGCACAGAGACCACCGUGGCCACGUCUGGUGGGCACACCUUCCAGAUUACGGGAACCUCAGUGGGUGGAAAGGUAGUGACCACCAAGCUGCCGCUGCCCGCCAACAGCAAGAUCGUCACAGUCAACGUGCCAACUUCACAAGGAGGUGUGGUUCAGCAGAAGGUGUUGGGUAUCAUCCCAUCCAACACAGCAGGCGGUGCUCAGACCUACACCACAUUCCAGCCCCGCACUACCACGCUCAACAUCAGGUCCAAUACCCCAGGCUCCCAGCAACAGGUGCUGGCAGCUGGUGGUCAGAUCCGUCCAGGGAUGACAGUGAUCCGAACACCCAUCCAGCAGACAGGACCAAUGGGAAAGACGAUACUCCGAACACCCCUCGUGGUCCAGCAAGGUCAGGGUGGACAACAAGUAGUGACGCAGUUCAUUCGUGGCCAGGCAGUUUCCACAGCAAUAUCUGGUGCCAGCCCUGUUGCCACGGUCACUGGCCAGGGGGCGGCCAGCCCCACCACAGCAGGACAGGCAGCAGGCCAAACACCACCCGGCACCCCACGGGCGCACGGGCAAGGCCAGGUUAAACUCACCCUGGCACAGCUCACCCAGCUCACACAGAAGCAGCAGGCUUCAGGUGUGGAUCGGCAGGCUGGUGUCAGUGGUACCCAACAGGCUCUGACGGUGAUGGUUCAGGGCCAGGGCCAGACCACCGGUCAGCUGCAGGUCAUACCUCAAGGGGUCACCGUCAUCCCAGGACCUGGUCAGCAGCUCAUGCAGGCAGCACUGCCCAAUGGCCAGGUGCAGCGCUUUCUCUUCACCCCCUUGGCCUCAGCUGCCACACCCACAUCAAACACAGCCACCACAGUUCCCGGCCAGCCCAACUCCACCUCCACCAAAACCCCAGCUCAGCCCGCCCAGCAGGCUGCCGCCCCCAUCCAGGCAGGGGCAACCCCCUUGGCCACCACCAGCACGCCUUCGUCAGCCACCCCACAGGGCCAGUUGCCCCCUCAGACGCAGGCUCACAUGCCCAUCCAGUCUCCCACCUCGCUGCAGGUGAAAACACAGGGAGGAACUGCCCAGCUGCAGCUGCAGCAGACACCUCAACUCAUCAGCAUGUCUGGAUUGCAGCAACAGGUGUUGGCCCAGCUGCAGGCCCAGCAGGGUGGAGGCUCUCUGCCACAGCACAUCAAACUGCAGCUUCCUAUCCAGAUCCAACAGACCGGGGCCACUUCAGCUCAGGGAGGACAGAUUGGGAACGUAGUGACCAUCCAGGCAGCUUCUGUCCAGGAGCAGCUGCAGAGGAUCCAGCAGCUAAGAGAACAGCAACAGCAGAAGAAGAGACAAGCCGCAGAGGCCAAGAGAGAACAAGCCCUCAACGCAGCCAGCCAGAGCGACAUCAUUCAGAAACAGGUGGUGAUGAAACAAAACGCUGUAAUCGAGCACCUGAAGCAGAAGAAGACCAUGACGCCUGCAGAGAGAGAAGAGAAUCAGAGGAUGAUUGUAUGCAACCAGGUUAUGAAGUACAUCUUGGACCGAAUAGACAAGGAUGAGAGGCAGGCAGCCAAGAGGAGGAAGAAGGAGGAGGUGGUGGAGGCAAAGAGGAGGUUGGCCAACGCCAGCAAGCUCUCCUCGCUCCUUUACCGGCACAAAGAGAGCCUCAAGAUGGAGAUCCUGAAAAAGCGGACACUUCUCGACAAGGAGCUGCAGCUAGAGGCCCAGGAGGAGCUAAAAAGGGAUCUGCUGCGGAUGCGGAGGGAGAAGGAGAGGGCUCAGGCUGCAGCCCACCAGGCUGCCCAGGCCGCUGCUGCCGCCGCCGCUGCCGCCCACAACAAGCAACAACAUACUCUAGCACACACGCAUGGCAUCACCUCUCAACACCACCUCACCACAACCGUCACCUCCACACACAAGAGGAAACGGGAGGAAGAGAGGGAGACUGUGACGUCAGCCAAGUCCAAGAAGAAGAAGAUGAUCUCGACAACGAGCACCAAGGAGAGCAAGAAAGACACUAAGCUCUACUGCAUCUGCAAGACGCCCUACGACGAGACCAAGUUUUACAUUGGCUGCGACCUGUGUACCAACUGGUAUCACGGAGACUGUGUGGGCAUCACAGAGAAGGAGGCCAAAAAGAUGGACGACUACAUCUGUAUGGAGUGUAAACGGGGCCAGGAAAGCAGCACAGAGGAGCUGUACUGCAUCUGUCAGACACCAUACGACGAGUCCCAGUUCUACAUCGGCUGUGACCGGUGCCAGAACUGGUACCACGGUCGCUGCGUGGGCAUCCUGCAGAGCGAGGCCAACCACAUCGACGAAUAUGUGUGCCCACAAUGUCAGUCGACAGAGGACGCCAUGACGGUCUUCACGCCGCUCACUGACAAGGACUACGAGGGCCUGCGGAGAACUCUGCGUUCCUUACAGGCACAUAAAAUGGCAUGGCCGUUCCUGGAGCCAGUGGACACAAAUGACGCCCCGGACUACUACAGGGUUAUCAAGGAACCAAUGGACCUUUCCACCAUGGAGGAGAGGUUACAGAAGCGCGAAUACGUCAAGCUGACGGAGUUUGUAGCGGACAUGACCAAAAUCUUCGACAACUGCCGCUACUACAACCCCAGUGACUCGCCCUUCUACCAGUGUGCCGAGGUUCUGGAGAACUUCUUUGUCCAGAAACUCAAAGGCUUCAAAGCCAGCAGAUUGUGAUGUCAAACUCCUGGGUGCCGGGGUCACUCUUAAAACAAAAAAAUAAUAAUUUGUUAUCCCAGAUGUUGCUGUUUUUACUUGUUUAAAACAGCAUUAAAAACUUUGUAAGAAAGUGCAUAUAUUAAGCCACACUGUAGGUGUGAUCCUUUUUUUAUUUUAGAAACAGUUUCUACUGUCUAAUAAUGGCAGCCAUGUUGGUAACACAAAGCAUUCAAGGGAAAAUGUAUUUUCUUACACUUCUUGCAACAAAUGACUGAUAUUUUGUUUAUGUUUGAGUUGGACAUAAGACAAAAUAUGAAGUUUUGCUUAGUUUGUUAUUCUCUUUCUUGAGAUUCAGUUUUGGGGAAAAAACAAAAAGCUAUUGAUUGUGAAAUCUGACUUAAGUUCCACACACACACACACACUCACACACGCAGAUAACUUAUCUUUUAUUUUGACAGAACUGUUGUUUAUCAUCUUGGUCAUAACAUGCUGCAGUGGAACAUUUUUACCUCAUUUCUUAGCCGAGAUUUUUUUUUUUUUUUUUUAAAAAGCAUGCAACAUUUAUUAGUUUCUUUUUAUUGGCUGUACCCAUGUAUAAUGUUAUUUCAUGUGCAUAUUAUAUCUUUUUGUGAAGGACUAUUUUUAUGUUCUAAAGGAAAUAAUGGUAGGAUCUGUAAAGAUAGAUUGGAGAAAAAUUUGGUUUAGCUUUCCUGUUCUAAAUAUGGCAAGCUCGACAGUCUCCAAUUUAAAAAUAAAUAAAGUCCUUGUAUAUACACUGUUGGGCCGACAUCACAUCAUACACUUCAAUAACAUUUCACCAACAUGGCUGCUCGGUCUCUUUCAAAGUGUCUGACCCACUGGCAUCCAAUAAAUGUUUUUGUUUUGUUUGUUUGUUGUUGUUUUUGUUUUGUUUUGUUUUUUUGUAUUUCCCCUAGUGCAUAUUUUUGUCAUAUUGUAAAGCUUUUAAUAAAAAAGGAAACGAUAAGAAGUUUUCCAACUGUUUUCUUCCUCCUCUCUUUGCCCGUCUCUGUAGGUCUCAUAACAACAAACUACAAUCAGCAGCCUCUUAGCUCCCUCCUAAAAUCCAGGUGUCAAAAAGACAAGCCUUGUGGUUUCCUCUGAAUGAUUAAGCCCCAUGGUCCAAGUCAGGCUCAGCUCACACUGGUGUGAAAGCACCCAACCUCCAACAGCUCCAUUGCAGUGCUAUCCAAAGUGUCAUUGGGGACAUAAUGGCAGACAAGUCCCACCUUCAGACCAGUGGCAGGGCGGCCCUGGACUCUGCUUGGGAGCCUGUUUUAUUCCCACCAGUGCAUCCCAUCCAUGAGAAGAAAGAUCCAGAUGGGAAAACGCAGAUGAAGUUGAUAAAGUUGGCUUGUUGGAUGUUCAGUGGCAGUCUGAUCUCACAGCAAAAGCAGACUCUGAGCUGUGUUCAUCCUGUAGCUGAUCACUAUUUUUGUGUAUCCUAUAUAGCAAAGUGUCAGCUUUGAUCUUCCCACCCAGAGGUGCAACUUUCAUUUCAUCCUGUCACAUUUUUAUGACACAAACAUCCCAUUGAAGCCAAAUGAAAACUGAAAUGCCCGGUUUCUGCUUCACAUGUGGCUAAAUGCUGAAGCUACAGGCAUCACAUCCAUGUACAGUACCUUGCAGUUAAUUCUUGUCAUAUUUAACGGCUAUAAGCCUAAAAGCAGCCUUUUAUUGGUGCUGUAGGAACCAGCGUUGCUUUUUGUCCCUCACCAGAAAAAAUAACCCCAUUGAAACCAAUUAGUUUUCAGAUCCGCUUUGUUCAGCCAAUGUCAGGCACAGUGUCACCUUCCAUGUUUCACACCUAACUCCACUGCACCCAGUUAUUUUGACUAUACCCUCAGGUGUGUAGCCCUGCACGAAGCAUGAACCAUCCUCAUAAAAUCCACUUGGUGGCACAUCAAUUCCGAAUGUGUCUGACGUGAUACAUUUCCCUGUACGUUCCCUAUCACCUGAUGCUGAGAUUCUCCAUUUGUAAUAGAAGCUAGAUUUCUGAAAUAUAGUCAAGAGAUGAAUUUGUCUGUCAGAAUAACAUCACCACAUAUGGCGUUGUAGUCCCUCAUUCGUCCAGGAGUGUUCUAUCGUAGAAAAGGUUUCAGUCGUAGUCAUCUGGACACUGUUUUCAGAAUCAAGACAUUUCGGCUCUCAUCCGGAAGUCAUUCUCAAUUGAGAAGUCAUUCUCGAACGCCUUGAUUCUGAAAACAGUGUCCAGAUGACUACGACUGAAACCCUUUCUACGAUCACCACAUAUCGGCGUAGACAGCCGUCACUCAAGUAAUUCAAGGGGUCUUCAUUUUGUCUGAGGGCUGUGUUACUUUCAAGUUCAUUUCCAGAGGGGAAACACCCAGGACAGGCCAUCCCUCCCACCACAUCCUGCCCCUCCUCUGACCUUUUUUCCAUUUUGUGUUCUUCUAAAAUGCAAGUGAAGAAUGUUAACCAGCUCUGUGAUCCUUUAAACUUGACCUUUCUGAAGGAGGUCGAGGACAAGAAGCGAGGAAAUGAGACUGUUAGGCCGUCAGGGAAGGUGAAACUUGUACAAGGCUUAACUAACCCACAUGUACUGUACCUCCCUCCAUACAUGCACUGUCUCGUCAAAGCUCUGUUUCUGUCAAUGGCUGAGUCUGUAAGUCUCUCUCCCCUUAUCUUCUUCCAGCAUACUUUAUUGAAGUUGACAGGUUGGCUCACAUAUGUCUCUCAACUCACCCUCAAAGCAUGGUUAAGUAAUUAGAUAAUGGACUUUUCCACUCAGCAUCAACUCAGUUAUGUUGCGGUCUGCGGCAGCAUGUCUGGGAGUAAACUUUGAGUAGGGACUGGGGAGUCUUUGUACCGUGGGGUUUGUAUGAAAAUUUUAUAGCUGCAUUUUUAGCAUAUUUGGGAACAUUUUUGUAAUCUGUUAUUGUCAGUCUUUGUAGGAUGGGAGUAGUCAUAAGACCAAUACAGUUGUCUUUAAGUUGUCAAAAACAGUAAAAAUUAAGCAAAUGUUUCAAUCAUAAAAUUUUUGUGUAUAAGCAGAGUUGAGAGAUAAUGUAGCUUCUGUCCUCUUUUCUGUUUGUGUCUUUCACACAAAUGUCUAUCACUUUGUAAAAUGAUGAUGAUGUGUUUCAUCCACUGUUUGUAAUCUUUAUUGUAUAUUAUGGCUGUCCAAAUAUGUAGAGAUAAAAGAUUUUUAGAGCAGUAGAAACUUUUAUUUUUCACUCUUUGAACCAGCAACUAAGCCCGCCUGUAUAUUUUAACUGUCUAUUUUUUUUCUCUUUAAUUGAAGUGAACUCUGCUUUUAGGUGAAAUUGACCUUUAUAUUAAAAGUGCUGCAUAUUGUGAGCAUAAAGGUGUUGAAUGGGGUAGAGGGACACCGUAUACUCUUGUAAAGAGUUUUUCUUUUUUUUGUAAGAAACCAACCAGUUCAACAUAACUUCUAUAUUGACAUUGCAUUUCUUGUAUUAUUUAUUCAUAUCGAUGAAAAGUUCUCAGUUUUUUUUUAGUAAUGUUGAAGAAACGUUAACUGCAGAUAAAAAAAAGUACUCUAUGUUUUUAACAGAUUGUGGCAACUCCGAAGAGAUUCUCUUUUGUACUUGAUAGGACAUUUCAUCCUAGGUAAUAAAGUAAUCUUUUUGACACCA